GCUUAAACUGUUUGCACCGUGGUAGUAGGCACAGUACGAGAGAAAUACUUCAUACACCGUCUCGGCUGCAUUUCAAUAUUGUGGAGUAGUACACAUUUGAUGCCAGUAGAAAAACAGCUUUAAGUCCAUGUAAAGUACAUAACAACAGACAGUAACCGUGAUUGUUGUUAAAGCCGAAUCAAGAUAAAGGAUUGUGGUUUUAACGGAUUGAAAGGUUUUGUUUAGAAUAUAGAAUAUUUACUUGAUAACAGAAGAAUGGAUAAUGACAAGUAUCUCCCGGAACUCGUUGCUGAGAAGGACUCUUUGGACCCAUCCUUUACACACGCUCUGCGGUUGGUCACUCAAGAGAUUGAAAAACUACAGAAAGAAGAAAACAAAGAGGAAGAGAAGUACAUUGAUGUUGUGGAAAAUAAGAACAUGAAAUUAUCACAGAAGGUACUAAUACCUGUAAAACAAUUCCCCAAAUUUAACUUUGUCGGAAAACUGUUGGGGCCUCGUGGUAACUCACUGAAAAGACUACAGGAAGAUACUUUAACAAAAAUGUCUAUUCUUGGAAAAGGCUCAAUGAGGGAUAAAGCCAAGGAAGAAGAGCUACGAAAGAGUGGUGAAACAAAGUACUAUCAUCUUAAUGAAGACCUUCAUGUUCUGAUAGAAGUAUUUGCUCCACCUUCAGAGGCCUACGCCAGAAUGGGGCAUGCUCUAGAUGAAAUAAAAAAGUUUCUUAUUCCAGAUUAUAAUGAUGAAAUCAGACAAGCACAACUUCAGGAACUCACAUACUUAAAUGGGGGUACAGAAAAAACAGAGGUCCCAGCAGUUCGCGGGAAGCCUCCCACCAGGACUCGAGGUGUACUAGCACCAGUCAUGCCAAGGGGUCGUGGGGGAGUGCCACCUCCACCAGCAGGUAUUCCAAGAGGAGCUCCAGCACCAAGGGGUGUGCCACCAGGUCGAGCUCCUGUAGGACGUGGUCGUGGACAUCCUCCUCCUAGAGCAAGAGCAGCACUGGCAGGUUACAGACCACCACCUCCUCCUCCUGUUCAAGAAGCAUACGAUGACUAUGAAUAUGAUGAUGGCUAUGGUACUGCUUAUGACGACCAGGGUUAUGAAUCUUACAAUAAUUCAUACAGUGCCCAAGCACAGAGUGACUCUGAUUACUAUGAGUAUGGACAUGCAGCAGAAGAGGAUGGUUACGAUUCUUAUGGGCAAGAAGAAUGGACUAACUCAAGACACAAAGCACCUCCAGCAAGGACAGUCAAGGCUAUCUACAGAGAAAAACCAUAUGCCAGAUACUGAUCGUGCUCCUGGAUGUUGUGAACUUCCCUUUACCACCAAUCUCCUUUUACUGUUUAAAGUAAUGUUUUUUCUAUGAACUAUCCCUCUUUUUAAUAAAACAAAAACAAACUGCUUACUAAACAAACAGCAAAAACACAAAAACAAAAAACAGACCUGAUGGAUGGAAGUUAGUCUCUGAGCAGAUGGAUGUAACGGGACUCAAAAAAUUUCUGUAAAGAGAAUUGCUUUUUUCAACCCUGGAUUUGAAAAUAUGUAAAUUGAAGACAAAAAAUAAUCAUUCAUGAUUAACUAGAAUUUAAAAAAGGUGCAGAAUUAGGUUUGCUAAAGCUGUAGAUCGAGUCUUAAAAUAUGUUAACUCAUUCAUUUAUAACCUUAAGAGUAAUAUUUAUUUUAAAUGUUUUCAACAAAUAUCCAGACCUCCUAACUAACAUACAUACUUUUUUCCAGCUUUUGUUAGUUUUAUUUCUUGUAAACAUAAAAGAAAAAACAGAUGCAGAUAAUGUGGUAUUCAUUUUUGUAAUGCGAGUCUUGAUAUGUUCUGUAGUGUUGAGCAGAGUUCUUUUUUGCUUGAUACUAAAUAAACUUUUGAAAGAAA
Molecule: messenger RNA, 1885 nt
Organism: Protopterus annectens (West African lungfish)
Lineage: Eukaryota; Metazoa; Chordata; Ceratodontiformes; Protopteridae
Gene: KHDRBS3
Product: KH RNA binding domain containing, signal transduction associated 3
Exons: 9
Coding region: 256-1290 (344 amino acids)
Biological process (GO): regulation of alternative mRNA splicing, via spliceosome
Cellular component (GO): nucleus
Molecular function (GO): mRNA binding
Source: RefSeq, a predicted model, not a curated record